CCGCGCACGUCAUGCAUGCGGGGUCCUAGCACGCGCGCCCGCCUCAUGGGCACCGUGCUCAGCUUCAGCCCGCGCGAGCGGCGCCCGCCCGCCGGCGCGCCGCCGCCGGACCGCGCCGCGCUCGCCUACUCCUACGAACGACUCAACAACGCCAAGAACAGGGAGAACCGGGAGCUCCCCCGCGACGAGCGCCGCGCUACCCUCGACGACGCCGCCAAAAUCAUCUCCGAGAAAACGGCGCUCGAGAAAAACUUGAAGAAGCACUCGCUCUUCAUAAACGCCUUAUCCUGGAAGAGGUUUUCGACGGCCAAUAACAAUAAGAAGAAAUUAGAAUGCAAGACGAAGAGCGUGACGACGUUCCGGGCGCCGCUGACGGACAAUGCGCCGCUGGACAGGAACAAGAAUGUGAGCGUGCAGGGGACGAUAUACGCGCGGCCCGCGCCCGUGGCGGCGCCGUUGCCGCCGGCGGCCGAGGUCGCGCGGACCAACGCGCUCAACAACAACGUCUGCUACUCGGAGAAGCUGCCGACGACGGCGGUGGGGCCGGCGGUGGCCCCGCGCAAGACCGUCAUCCAGGCGUCCACCUCUGAGCUGCUCAAGUGCCUGGGGAUGUUCCUGCACACGCGCUGCCACCGCCUGCGGGACUUCCAAGCGGGGGACGCCGUCAUGUGGCUGCGGACGGUGGACCGCUCGCUGCUGCUGCAGGGCUGGCAGGACGUGGCGUUCAUCAACCCCGCGAACGUGGUGUUCGUGUACAUGCUGGUGCGCGAGCUGGUGGACGGCGAGCGCAUCGCGCGCCCGCAGGAGCUGCAGGCCGUCGUGCUCACCUGCCUCUACCUCUCCUACUCCUACAUGGGCAACGAGAUCUCCUACCCGCUCAAACCCUUCCUCGUCGAGGACUCCAAGGACAAGUUCUGGGACCGCUGCCUCCUCAUCGUCGACCGGCUCUCGUUCAACAUGCUGCGCAUCAACUCCGAGCCCGGCUUCUUCACUGAGGUGUUCACCGAGCUGAAGGCCUGCGGCGUGGUGGAGGGCCCGCCGCCCGCGCCCGCGCACCCCGCCCCCGCGCCGCCGCACGCCAUCUCGGCCGCCUGACACACCGAGGUCGCCGUGCUGCGGCUGGCCCUCACCGAUCGCCCCAGUCGCGUCUGAUGUCGGCUCUACGCCACCGCUCUCGUUCAAUCGUCUGACGCCGGCUUGGACGAACUCUCCGGACUUAGGAUAGCUCCACACGAGCCAAUUAAUAACUUCUAAGUGAAGUGUUCUCGUAGUUACGUCUGAACUGUUUGGAGAAUGUAGUGAAAUUGAAAGAUAUUUAUUUGUAGGUAACCGUGAAGGAUCCUGAAAGCUUUGGUAGAAAAUACUCAUUUUUGAAUUUAAACUGAUGUUAUACGAGCAAGUUUAUGUUGUUCGAAGUGCAGCACGAUAUCGACGUUGUUAUUUGCUCAAGAAUGUAAUCCCGCCGUGACGAUUGACCAAGAAUUUAUUUGAAAUCAUAUUUACCCCAUAAGACUGGUGAGCGCGAACGGGGGAAGAAAACGCGAGAAAACUUGAUUAAACGAAAAACUUUGUAAGGCCGCCGCUAAUAAUUAUAGCUUUUAUGCGAAAGUUUGGUGUCGUGUCGAUCGUGGAGUUCACUUCCCGGAACCAACGAAACGGGCCACAAAUACGUCUCGCGUUCGUUCGUCCUAUUUACUGGGCCACAACCUACACGUGCCGUGUCGACUUCGAUUGCUGCAUUCUACAUAAUUAAUGUCUGUAAUGUUAACGUAGGUAAUUUGUCUGGUAAAGAUACUUUCUGGGCCCGCUGCAGCGGCGUUUAGUCCAAUAGACAGCGGUUAGUUAGUAAGUUAAGAGUUUCGUAAUGUAGUGAAAUGCUCGUAUGCCAUAUACCUAGUUAGUUUAGAUGCAGGCGGGAGGAUGCAAUAGCGGGGAACCGUCAGUAAAUAAAGGAAUCCGGUGAAUCCUUCUAUGAAGUGUACGUAAUACGGCCGUCAGCUUAAAGCGGGCGAUUGAACCAUUGGUUGAAGUAUAUUUAACAAAUAGGUCAAAUAUUGCGAACGAUUAAGCGUUUUGUACAGUAAUAUCGAAUAAAUUUAUAUGUUAAGUCAUAAAUAGUCUGGUGUGGUUAAAUGGAGGUUUGUUCGGUGUGAAGAGAUGGGCGGAGGCCUAGGGCACUCGGUGGGACUUGACCAUCAGGUCUGGAACUAGUUAAUGAAUUUCGAAUCGUGGGUCUUAACGAACGCAAUAGCCUAAAUAUAUUCAAGAAAAUGUUUCCAGAACGAGGCGAUAGUUUUUUCUAAGAUUGAGAAAGACAACGUACGUAAGCUUUACAAUAUGGCGGUCGCCGCAUAACUUGCGCGCAUGCGGUCAUGCGGUCAACUUUGAGGUAAAGUGCUUGCAUUUAGUCCGUACUUACCAUGCGGUCGACUUUGAGGUAAGCCGCAUGCGUUUAGUAAGUAGCAUGCGGCGACCGUAGUUAUGUAAUUGCAGCAUUAAUAUUAAGUUAAUUACCUAUUUCUAGUCAGCGUUUAUUGUUUUCCUUAAUAAAAUACUGUAGUUAGCAUAGAUAAAUUAAUACGAUUUGGUAUACAUAAUUAUGAGUGAUUGUAUUUAAGUGUCACCGAGUGCCGUAGUUAAAUUUACGUUAGUAAAGGUACGAAGUGGCAGUAUUUAAGAACUGGAAUCUCAUUAAUGACUAGGGAAGUAGAUGUCUGUGAUGUUUUGACUUAGCUUUGUGUUUGUGAUAUGUUUCGUUUUGUUAUUUAUUUACUCCGGUGAUUGUUGUACUUAUUCUUAGAUGUGGAUAGAUAUUGUAAGGCAAUAAUUUAUUUGGUCAACAGUACACAUUCUGAUAAAAUGGUUAUUUAAAGUUUUACUUAGGAGAACAUCGUGUAAGCAGCUAACAUCAUUGAGAAACUUAUUUGAAUGCUCGAAGGUUGACUGACAUUACACUGUUGCCGCUCGCCUCGCGUCAUUUGGCGUAAAAGGAUAAUCUACCAAGAGUACUAAUUUUUUUAACGCUUACAAUGAUAUAAGUUCCACCGAUAGUCAGUUUUUACAAGCAUGUUAAUCGUACGAAUUAGAUUUGGUUCCAUCUGCACGAUGUGACUCCUAGUAAAGGUAGCAUAAGAAUAUUAAGGAUGUUCGUUGGACUAUUAUAUAAGACAUGAUCUUGAUGCCGUCUGAAUAUCUAAAACUUCCUAUUUACCUGUAUUGAAAUUCAAAAGUACCUUUAAAUACUCUGUUUGAAAUAGCAUAAUGUUGAAUCUAGUCAGUUCUGUUAGAGCUAUGUUUUUAUCUUAACAAAUGCACUUAUUUUUGGACAAGAUCCUACUAGAAAAUUAUUUUCUUAUUCCGAUAUUUGCUUUCUUGGAAACAGUAUCAGGCUAUGUACAUUCCAAUUAUUAGUAAGUAAGUGAUAAGUUCAGAAUUCAGAUACAGCUUAAAGUCGAAUUCCAGUGAUCUCUGGGUUGUUCUCAAAACUUUACAACGUUUCAAACGCUGUUAUAUAGUCAAAGAUUUCAAUAAUAUCGGGAACUUGACUGCUAGGCCCAAGACCUUCCAUUUGUGUCGCUUAACUUCAAAAGUGGGUAAAUCCAUUCCGCUAUAAGGUUGAUUAUAAUUUAUGAUCAAACGAACUUCUUGAAGUGAAGUUCGAUCGAAAUUAUAUAUGAGUCACUUCAUUUGAAGAUAUAAAUUUAUAUAAAUAAUAUAAUAUGAUCUGAAAGAUAAUCAACCUUAUAGCAGAAUGGAUUUACCCACUUUUGAAGUUAAGCGACACUUGAAUUUUAAAUCAUCUGCUUUUACUCGCACUACUCGCAGCGUAUCUUUGGCACACUUACGGCCUUUCCACACGUCAUCGGUUAUCGCGUGCGAUUUGAAAUACAUUGCGUCAUUGGAUCAAUCGAUUUAAUUCGUUACUUCUUAUUAAUCAUGCAGCAAUCAUCUGCAUGCGAUUCCUUGCAAGGUAUCUCUCCUCGUAGAAACGAGAAGGGUUAACGAAAUGUGAGUGAUAUCAAAUUGAGAUUAAUUACUAAGUUUAAUUCUCUAGUGUUUGAAACGCUGUAACCUGAGAAUCACCCCUCUGAUAUUAUAGCAUAACUUUGAUAUUUGGAACAUGUGUCAUAAUAAUCGAAGGUAUUACUGAUCAGGUACCUCUUCUAAUAUUACCUACUCAUGUAAUUCACGUUUGUUAAUUACUCUAUUGUAAAUAUACCCAAUUAUUAAAAAAGACUUUCGUAUACAGA
Messenger RNA from Leguminivora glycinivorella, 4250 nucleotides. It is a transcript of the gene Cdk5alpha, whose product is annotated as cyclin-dependent kinase 5 activator 1. Lineage: Eukaryota; Metazoa; Arthropoda; Insecta; Lepidoptera; Tortricidae. Gene Ontology annotation, cellular component: protein kinase 5 complex; cytoplasm. Gene Ontology annotation, molecular function: cyclin-dependent protein serine/threonine kinase activator activity; protein kinase binding. The record is from RefSeq and is a predicted model, not a curated record. The transcript is spliced from 2 exons. Gene Ontology annotation, biological process: activation of protein kinase activity; positive regulation of cyclin-dependent protein serine/threonine kinase activity. The coding region runs from base 16 to 1095 and encodes 359 amino acids.